Styela clava is the source of this 3151-nucleotide messenger RNA. Its product is annotated as desert hedgehog protein A-like. NCBI's taxonomy places the organism in Eukaryota, Metazoa, Chordata, Ascidiacea, Stolidobranchia, Styelidae. Gene Ontology annotation, molecular function: calcium ion binding; patched binding. The record is from RefSeq and is a predicted model, not a curated record. Gene Ontology annotation, biological process: cell-cell signaling; regulation of gene expression; multicellular organism development.
AUGUUAUAAUAUUUUACGCCAAUGGAACCAGAUGUACAGCUCUGAGGACGAAAUGAAUUGUCAAGAAAUUAUAAUCAUUGUCGGACUAUUGCUGAUUGUCUCUCAUAAUCGGGUAACUGACGGUUGUCACGGGACUGGGGGUCCUUCAAAGUGGCGGAAACCUUCGAGAAAACUGACACCUUUGGUGCAGAGACAACAUAUUCCAAACAUAUCAGAAUUUACCAUCGGAGCAAGUGGGCCACCAGAAGGAAAGAUAACACGAGAAGACAAAAGAUUCAAAGAUCUCAUUGUAAACUAUAACCCACAAGUUGUUUUUAAAAAUGAAGAAGGAACUGACGAUGAUCGUCGAAUGUCAAAGAGAUGCAAAGAUCGGGUAGAUACAUUGGCCUAUCUAGUGUCAGCCCGCUGGCCAGCUGUUAAACUACGUGUGACGGAAGCUUGGGAACCACAUAGAACAACUACUCAUCCUGAAGGAUCACUACACUACGAAGGUAGAGCCGUCGAUCUUACCACUGAUGACAGAGACCACUCAAAAUAUGGAAUGCUGGCAAGGUUAGCAGUUGAAGCCGGAUUCGACUGGGUUUUUUAUGAAUCGAAAUAUCACAUCCAUGCUAGCGUCAUUGCAGAUGAUUCCGAGACAACACUGUACGGUAGCGGAUGCUUCUCUGGUGAAAGUACCGUAACAAUGGAAAAUGGGGAGUCACGCAAGAUGUCUGAACUGGAAGUGGGUGACAGGGUACUUGCGACAGACAGAAGUACUGGCUCAAUGAUCCCAAGUGACAUCAUCUUGAUGAUGCACAAAAGUGAAGAUGACAUCGCAGACUUCUUGACAAUAAGCGUUACGUCAUCAUUGUUAGAAUCUCGGACUCACCGACAAAUAACAUUGACUCAAAACCAUCUUAUUUUCGUUCAUUCAUCCAACACAUAUAAACGCGCGAGGUGGCGACCCAGAGCCGUUUACGCUUCAGAAGUCAAGGAAGGUGAUGUGGUUUAUAUGAAAUCACUUCUUAGGGGAAACAUUACUGAAGCCACGUUAGCGAACGUCACGGGGGUUGAAAAAGUCAAACGUAGCGGCGUUUAUGCACCCCUCACGGACGCGGGAACUGUGGUUGUUGAUGGUGUUGUGGCUUCAUGCUAUGCUGUGUUUGACAAUGAACCAAUUUCACAUGCUUUGUUCUUACCUUUGCGAACUUUGUGGCGUUUGGGUGCCAGGUGGUCUAGUUCUGUUUAUGGAAUUCAUUGGUAUCCUAAAACAAUUUUUAACGCAGCGAUCGCCGUACUGCCAAGUGGCGUAUUGAGACCGUGAUGAAGUCUUUAUGGUGGGCAUGAGUUCCCACAGUAUUAUGACCAGAAACGUCGUGGUAAGUGAAGAUGAAUAUUAGUACAAGGUCUACGCCGAAAAACGUGGAAAAGGGAAUUAAAUUGAGUGCUGUUAAUAAACAUUAAAAACGGCUUCCAUUGUCGUUGCAAAAACUUAUCUUAUUCAACCUCCCAAAUGUUUCGCAAAAUUUCAAAAUAAUUAAAACGCAAAUAAACAGAAUUGUCAAAAUAUGAUACAUCUUGCACACAUACCAAAAACUUCCACCCAAACAUAUUUAUUGCGUUUUACAAGCUACCUCGAUAAAAACAUUCCAAUUGCAAGAUUUACCAGUAUCAGCGCACCAUCAUGCGGCGAAUGUAUGACUUGUAAAUAUGAAUCCUUAACAUAAAGAAAUGAACAUAUGUAGUCCACUAACUUUCAAAUAAACUCCUGCAAAUUACGUCCCGCUGGAAAAGCUUGAAGGUCGACGACAUUCUAUGUUAAAUGAUUCCUGGAAAGUCGUAACAAAAAAACUCUUCAACUAAAAAAAUUACGUUACAAAUAUUAAGUCCUAAAAUUUUUUCAUCCUAAUAUUUGUCGCGAUUUCUUUUUAUAUAAUGCACUGUGCAAAUAUGUAUACCUUUAUUAUACGUAUUAAUUCAAGACGUUACUAUAUAUUCUUCAAAUAUGUAAAUUUUGGAAUAUCACAUGAUCUUCUUUAAAUUUGUGUAUUUCCAUAUUUCCGUAUAUUUGUACAGAUAUUUAAUAUUGUGGUAAGCAUUGUAUAUCGAGACUUUUGAUAUAUACAAUAACACGUUCUCAUUCUUCAAAAACUAAUCUGAAUCAGUAUCAAUUUGCAUUUGUUAUAGAUCAGAAAGCUGUUAGCCGCUUCGCUCUGUGAGCAUUCCUACAUAAGUUCAGACAUGAAUUAACGGCAAGGGACAUCUUACGCAAAAAAUAAGUAUCUGAAAUAUAGUGAAAGAGUAUUUGAAAUCGCAACUGAUUUCAAUUCAGGCCCAGUUAUCACACGUUAAAAUUCGACCUCUGCAUGCAUCAAAUUAUGACUGCAAAUGUGAACUCCAUAUAUAUUUGUAUAUUUCUUAUGAUUACUUUUUGGAUUCGGAGGAUUCUGGCUAUGUACAUCACAAUAAUGAUGAGAGUGGCGGGGAAGUCUACUGUGUUACAUGAGUUUCAAUAAUGACGACGAUAUUUCACUAAAAGGAUAAAAAAUUAUAUUUAUAUUUGCUUUAUUAUUGUUUACAACAUUCCUCGAAUUCCAGUGAGAAUUUUUUUUUAUCAACUUCAAGUUUUUUUUUCUCUCUUCUUUACUUGUUUUCACUGUAACGAUGAGACAAUGUUUCCAAUGCCUAUUUCAUUUGUAAAGAAAAAUUAAUAAUAAACGUUCAUAUUCUGUCAGUUUAUCUAAGUACACAAAGACAAAAUAUUCCACCACGCGAUCUGAAAGACAUACAGAAAAAAAAAAUAUACUUAAUUCUGCAGUGAUUGAGAUCCCUAUAUUUUAUAUAUAUAUUUGUUCCACCACAUUAAUCCAAUUUUGUUCAAUCAAUAAAUAAAUAAUUUGACUUCGUCGUGGAAAUUUGUUUCAUGCUUUUUUUCAAAUUAUAGUUCAUUUGGAGGCUUAUGUUGUGAUACGAUAUGAGUCAAUUUUGAUUUUCAUGUGAGUAAAUUUUCAUAAACUCUGGAAAUAACUUUAACAUUCACAAAACCAUCAUCGAUUUAAUGAGUGAUUUAAUGACUUAUUAGUGAUGUGGUAUUAAUAUUAUUUUUAUGUCCUUAUUUUGUAUUUUCUGUUCAUUUUUAUACCUUUGCACAUGUUUCAAUAAAUGUGAU